GAUUGCUGCAUCCACAUUGGUGCAUUCAUACAACUGGACCAGUGGAGGGCCAUCUAAAGCAACACCAUGUCCUCCACUCUACACAGAUCUCUCAGUGCUCCUCUCUGCAUCACUCUGUACAUCAUUGCUUAUGCCAGCCAUGUGAAUGGAUACACAUUUGGGGAGUGCCACUUACAUGAGCCAGAACAUAACCAAACAAAGUUUUUCUGCUACAGGAGACAACUUAAAGACGUUCCUCAAAACCUCCCUCCUGUCAUAACAGAGAUAGACAUUUCUCACAACAAUAUCAAAGCAAUCAAGAGUGACGAUUUUCGAAAUCUUGUUCAUUUAGAGAUACUGAACGUCUCACACAACAUCAUCUCUUGUGUGGAGAAAGGCGCUUUCAGAAACUUGACUUCCUUAACAGAGCUGAACCUAAACAGGAACCAUUUGACCCAAAUCAAAGAUGAGUUCUUCAGUGGUUUGAUUAAUCUUAAAGUGCUUCUCAUGAACUUCAAUAAUGUUUUAACUAUAGCUCCUUCAGCACUUUCGGUCUUUUCCAAACUGGAACGUGUGCAACUGUCUGGCAACAAUCUGAGGAACAUAACAUCAGUGCAACCCAUUUUCCAGAUAGAAACCCUGAAAGAACUUCACAUUGCUUCCAACAAGAUUGUACAUUUUCAGUCGACAGAUAUUUCAAAUUCAUCCCUCCAACUUCAAAUGCUGAAUUUAUCAUCGAAUCCAAUCAGUGUUUUCAGGAUCACGGCUAAUAUUUUCCCCAACCUCACAGCCAUUGAUUUGUCAUUCUGCUUUUUAAAGCCAAAUUUUGAGUGGGUGGUGCUGCUGAGCACCGAAUUCUUUCGGAAUGUGAGAAGGCUUGAUUUGAACGGUGUUAAUAUCUCAUUUGUGGAUUUUAACACAAUACUGCAAACGUUCAAUAAGUCACUGGUCCAGCUAAAAUUGAGCAAUGUGCAUUCAGUUAAAGCCUUUAUAAGAAAGGCUUGUCUGAUUCCAACACUAACCGAGUUAAAACUGGGUCAAAACAAUAUCACUAAUUUUACAGAAACAGGACUUGACAAAUGCACGCACUUGAGGUCAUUGAAUUUGAAUCGUAACAAUCUUACCAAGCUGGAAAACCUCUUUACUUCAUUAAAACAUGUGUCCAACUUAGACCUGAGUCAGAAUGACUUUUCGGACAUUCCUAGUAUCAUACAAAAUUUGUCCAUGUUGAAGUCCUUAAAUAUUGUAUUUAAUAACAUUAAAAUAAUUAAUUGUAGCACAUUUGAAAAUGUUAAUCUAAAAAUGCUAAAGCUGUACCACAACUCAAUUUCUGAGAUAAAUGAUUGUGUUUUUCAAAACAUGACAGAUCUAAAAGAACUUCUACUAGGGUCAAAUUCUAUUGAAUCACUGAGAGGAGCUUUCAAAAAUGGCCCUGCAAAAUUGAGAUAUUUGGAGAUAAGUGCAAACGCACUGCACUCCAUCAAAGAAGAUGACUUUAGAGGUCUGACAUCACUCACUGAAUUGUUUUUAAAUGACAAUAAAAUUGAAUCAAUAGAUUCAGGAGCGUUUGAUUCUUUAAUUAGUUUGAAAACCCUGAAUUUGCAGGCAAAUAAAAUUACAGACAAAUACCUCACCCCAGCCAUCUUUUCAGGACUUCCAAAUUUAUAUGAACUGUUCUUACAAAACAAUCAUCUCUUUACAUCAAAGCGGUAUAAAACCCCUCCUUUCAGUCAUUUGAAGGCUUUCCACAUUCUUUCAGUCGUAUCUCAGCCUCAUCAUAAAAGCCAGACAUAUUUACCAGUGAAUUUGCUGUGGAAUCUAACGACUUUGAAAGGUUUCUGGGCCCAGAAAGUUGGUUUUACGUUUUUAAAUGAUGACUUCUUCAAAGACAACAAUGAGCUGACGGACCUUGCCCUUAGUGAAAAUCACCUUGCGUUUCUCUCUCCUAACACAUUCUUGCCACUACGAAACCUCAAAAACCUCCAACUGGAAAACUGCAACUUAAAGACUUUAGAUUUCAUUGUAAAAGCCAAUUUGCUCUUGCUUAGUCGUUUGCAGAUCAAAAAUAACCAAAUAAGCUCCAUCAAUAACACAGUUAUCAACGCCCUUCCCGCACUAAAUUUACUUGAGAUGAGAGGAAAUCCCUUCAUUUGUGACUGUUCCAAUAAAGACUUCAUCAAAUGGGUGGAGACGGACAAUUUCACACAAGUACUUGAAGCAAAUACAUUUCGGUGUAAUAGUCCACCAAAUUUGAUAGGAACUCACCUUCUAAAUUUAGACGUGCAUUCUUGUUCAGUUGACUGGGGGUUUUAUUGUUAUAUUUCCACUGCUUCUGUAGUGCUCCUGACUAUGGUCACAUCUCUCCUGUAUCACUUCCUACGCUGGCAAAUAGUUUAUGCUUAUUAUUUGUUCUUGGCAUUUCUCUAUGACAAAAAGAAAAAGGAUCCAAAAAAGGCUAGGUUCCAAUAUGAUGCUUUUGUUUCCUACAACCUCCAUGAUGAACACUGGGUCACUGGUACGUUGCUUCCCAAGCUAGAAGGGGAACAGGGAUGGAGACUGUGUUUGCACCAUCGGGAUUUCCAACCAGGAAAAUUCAUCAUGGACAAUAUCAUAGACGGCAUCUACGGCAGCCGCAAGACCAUCUGUGUCAUCAGCCAGCACUACCUGGAGAGCGAGUGGUGCUCCAGGGAGGUUCAGGUGGCCAGCUUCCGGCUGUUUGACGAGAAGAAGGACGUUCUGAUUCUGGUGUUCCUGGAGGACAUUCCGGAAUACCGGCUGUCAGCACACUACCGGAUCAGGAGCCUGGUGAGGAAGCGGACGUACCUCCGCUGGCCCAAAGCCGGAGAGGACACGCGGGCCUUCUGGGAGAAACUAAGGCUUGCCCUGGGCACCCAACAGGACCCUGAGUAGGAGAAUUCCCUCAGUGAUAUCACAGAGAUGAAAAACUUGGAUAAAUGAAGAAACCUGUAGAUGAACACCUCAAUAAGUAAAAUUGUGAUUGAACAUUUGAAAUAAAUAAAUAUAAUGUC
Messenger RNA from Engraulis encrasicolus (European anchovy), 3008 nucleotides. Its product is annotated as toll-like receptor 13. The coding region runs from base 67 to 2889 and encodes 940 amino acids. Gene Ontology annotation, cellular component: plasma membrane. Gene Ontology annotation, molecular function: transmembrane signaling receptor activity; protein binding. Lineage: Eukaryota; Metazoa; Chordata; Actinopteri; Clupeiformes; Engraulidae. The record is from RefSeq and is a predicted model, not a curated record. Gene Ontology annotation, biological process: inflammatory response; immune response; toll-like receptor signaling pathway. The transcript has 2 exons.